Henningerozyma blattae CBS 6284 is the source of this 360-nucleotide messenger RNA. It is a transcript of the gene MIX14, whose product is annotated as Mix14p. Lineage: Eukaryota; Fungi; Ascomycota; Saccharomycetes; Saccharomycetales; Saccharomycetaceae. Bases 1 to 360 code for a protein of 119 amino acids. The transcript has a single exon. The record is from RefSeq and is a predicted model, not a curated record.
AUGUCUUCAAAUGUAUUGGAUGAAAUUGUUAUGGAAGAAGUGGCAUUGAAUUGUCCUCAACAAUUUAUUACAUACCACAAAUGCUUAUCUUCUAAUGAAGAUUGCAAUGCAUCUCGUAAAGAAUUAUCGAAUUGUAUUGAAAACAAAGUACCUAGUAUACAAAAGAUUAUGACCAAUUGUCAAACACUUUUAAACAAUUAUAACAAUUGUAUUAGAAAGAAUUGGGAAAAGGGUGAGAGUGAUACGAGUAUAGAUCAGUUGUGUUCUAAGGAAUUGGAUUCAUUAAGGGAAUGCUCUUCGAAUCAAUUGAAAGGUACGAAACCAAUCUUGAGUAAUUUGAAGUUUCCACCUGCUAAUUAA